Messenger RNA from Emericellopsis atlantica, 318 nucleotides. RefSeq names its product putative glutaredoxin Grx1. Gene Ontology annotation, cellular component: cytoplasm. Gene Ontology annotation, biological process: cellular response to oxidative stress. Gene Ontology annotation, molecular function: glutathione disulfide oxidoreductase activity. The record is from RefSeq and is a predicted model, not a curated record. NCBI's taxonomy places the organism in Eukaryota, Fungi, Ascomycota, Sordariomycetes, Hypocreales, Bionectriaceae. The coding region runs from base 1 to 318 and encodes 105 amino acids. The transcript is spliced from 2 exons.
AUGGCCGCCGAAGCUAUGCCCAAGGUUCAGAGCCUCAUUGACGAGAACCCAGUCGUCGUCUUCUCCAAGUCAUACUGCCCUUACUGCAAGAGCACCAAGUCGACCUUGCAGAAGACGGGUAUCGACUUCAAGGUGAUCGAGCUUGACCAGAUCAACGGUGGCAGUGACAUGCAGGAUGCUCUCGAGCAGAUCAGCGGCCAGCGCACUGUUCCCAACGUCUACAUCAAGCAGAAGCACAUUGGCGGCAACUCUGACCUGCAGACCCUGGACAAAUCAGGAAAUCUGCAGGGUCUGUUGAAGGAGGCUGGCGUUGUAUAG